CGACCAAUACUACAACACAAAUUUUUUUACUAAAGUUAGAGAGCCUCCAACAUGAUGAAAGGUAGUGUUCUCAUCUUCCAGGUCGCAACUGUUGCCCUUUUGGCCUUGGCUUGCUCUCUUGCCUUUGCCUUUGACCCUAGUCCUCUUCAAGACUUCUGUGUUGCAGUCGACAAGUACGAUUCUGCAGUAUUUGUGAAUGGAAAGUUCUGCAAGGAUCCAAAGGAUGUCAAAGCUGAAGACUUCUUCUUCCAGGGGCGCCUAAAUGUUGCUAGAGACACUUCAGGUAAACAGGGGUCGAAUGUCACUGCCGUUACUGUGGAACAAUUUCCAGGCCUUAACACUCUAGGUAUAUCCUUGGCUCGCAUUGACUUUGCUCCAUACGGCCAGAAUCCUCCACAUACACAUCCUCGUGCCACCGAGGUUCUAUUUGUCUUGGAGGGUACUCUUUAUGUUGGCUUUGUCACCUCCAACCAAGCUGAUGGAAAAAACCUCCUCUUCACCAAAGUUCUAAAUGCCGGAGAUGUCUUUGUAUUCCCAGUUGGUCUCGUUCAUUUCCAAUUAAAUAUUGGAAAGUCCAAUGCCAUUGCCUUUGCCGGUCUCAGCAGCCAGAAUCCAGGAGUUAUCACCAUAGCCAAUGCAAUCUUCGGAUCUGAGCCUCCCAUCAAUCCUGAUGUUCUUGCCAAGGCCUUCCAAGUAGACAAGAAUCUGGUUGAAUAUCUUCAGAAACUGUUCUGAAAAUAGAAAAAUAUAAAAUAAUAAACAUAGUUAUGAACCAUUAAACAAUUCGAAUAGACUGAAAUUUUUCAUAUAUAUUUCCUUUGAUGUAAUGUCAUUUGAAUAAUUAUAAUGAAAUAAGACAGUUCUUUACGUACUCUUCCAUUUCUUUAAUUAUUUACUCUACUUGAGUUGUGGCAUCGUACGCGCGCUUGAUGUAAAAGAAAUGAGUGUUGUAGUAAUUUUGAUCAAGUAAUAAAUUUACCCGCUAUAGUGCAUA
Carya illinoinensis is the source of this 994-nucleotide messenger RNA. Its product is annotated as germin-like protein subfamily 1 member 13. The record is from RefSeq and is a predicted model, not a curated record. The transcript has 2 exons. Lineage: Eukaryota; Viridiplantae; Streptophyta; Magnoliopsida; Fagales; Juglandaceae. Gene Ontology annotation, molecular function: manganese ion binding. Gene Ontology annotation, cellular component: cell wall. Bases 52 to 735 code for a protein of 227 amino acids.